Messenger RNA from Perca flavescens (yellow perch), 2139 nucleotides. RefSeq names its product MAGUK p55 scaffold protein 4b (gene mpp4b). The record is from RefSeq and is a predicted model, not a curated record. Gene Ontology annotation, molecular function: protein binding. The coding region runs from base 11 to 1906 and encodes 631 amino acids. Lineage: Eukaryota; Metazoa; Chordata; Actinopteri; Perciformes; Percidae. The transcript has 21 exons.
UCCCGGGACCAUGAGGCAGGCGGUGGAGGCUCAGGUGUUAAGCCCGCACUGUGAGCUAGGAGAACACGGCCUUCGUCAGAUCCUGACCGAUGUGAUCGCGGAGGUGAGGAAGUCGGUGAACCCGGACCUUGACGGAGCUGAGAUUCUCCACGGGCUCCUGAACUCCUCCUGGCUGCAAUCGCUGCUCAAGGUCUACGAGUGUCUUCAGAGGUACCUCCGAGAUUCCCCAGCCCCGGCUCUGGACUACGCUUCAGGACUGUCACUUCAGUUGCUGGUUGACAUCAGAGCGCUGCCGGGAUGCUCUGAAGACGCCAAUGAGCUUUACCGCCUCCUGAGACAGCCGCACCUGCAGGCUCUUCUCUCAGCUCACGAUACGGUGGCCCAGAAGGACUACGAGCCGGUGCUGCCACCGAUGCCAGAAGAGCUGCCGGACGAUGAGGAGGCCACCAGGAUCAUCUGCCUGGUCAAGAACAAACAGCCUCUGGGAGCGACCAUAAAAAGAAACGAGAUCUCAGGGGAGAUUUUUAUCGCUCGGGUGAUUCACGGAGGGCUGGCUGAUCGAAGUGGUCUGCUUCAUGCAGGGGACAGGAUCAUAGAGGUGAAUGGUUUUCCUGUUUAUGGGAUGGAACCUGAGCAAGUCAUCCAAGUUGUGCAAGCGAGGUCUCAAGGCACCAUCAUGUUUAAGGUGGUUCCCAUCACGGAAAGGCCGGUCCACAACCAGACGAUGCUCUACGUGAGGACCAUGGUUGACUACAGCCCCCAUGAGGACCCGGCCAUCCCCUGCGCUGACGCCGGUAUGAGCUUUAUAAAAGGGGACGUCCUGGAGAUUGUGGACCAGACGGACGCCCUCUGGUGGCAGGCCAAGAAACUGCCCAGCAACACGGCCUGCGCCGGCCUCAUCCCCUCCACCAACCUGCUGAAACGGAUGCAGAGGGAGUUCUGGUGGUCUCAGCCUUAUCAGCCACAUGCCUGCAUACAGACCUUGAGCACUGUCGAGGAAGAGGAAGACAUGAUGGCCAUUGAUGACAAAUGUGUAGAAGCAGAUGAGGAGGCAUUUGAAUCUGAGGAGCUCCGAGAAGAGGAGGAUGACUUCAGCAGCAACGCCCAAGGGAUCUACUUAGUGGGCUUCAGGCGCAGCAUGCGUCUGUGUCGGCGGCGUUCUCACAGCACCAUCCAGCCGUCCUGCUGCACCCGCUGCCCCAGCGCCUGCUACAACGCCCUCAACUGCCCCUACGAGGAGGUGGUGCGCUACCAGCGCCACCCGCAGGACGCACACCGCCUCAUCGCCCUCUUAGGUCCGUCCAGUGUGGGCGUGAAUAAACUUCGGAGGCGCUUGAUUGAAAUGAACCCCAACAUCUUCCAGGGUGCUGUACCUCACACCACAAGAGCACCAAAAGGAUACGAGGAGUCUGGCAGAGAAUAUCACUUCACCAGCCGAGAAAUCUUUGACAACAUGGCGUAUAACAACAGGUUUUUGGAGUACGGGGAGUACAAAGGGAAUCUGUACGGCACGAGCAUCGCGUCUGUGAGGGAAGUUUUAAACAGCGGGAAGAUUUGCGUCAUCGACAUCGAGCCCAAUUCCAUCCAGGCGGUGCGGAGCCAUGAGCUGCGGGCCUACAUCAUUUACGUGAAGCCGCCGCCACCGGAGCGACUCAAGGAGACCCGACGGGACUCGUACAUCACCACCAACUACUACGUCAACCAGCCAUUCAAAGAUGAAGACUUCCAGGAGAUGGAAGAAGCCGCCCAGAAAAUGGAGUCCAACUUCUGUCAGUUCUUUGACCAUGUGAUCGUCAACGACGAGCUGCAGGACUCCUGCGUCCAGCUGCUGGUGGCGGCGAGGAAGGCGCAGGACGAGCCGCAGUGGGUCCCUGCCAGCUGGAUACGACCCACCGCCGAGUCCUAAGGCCACAAAGAAUGUAACCCCCUGUUACCAUGGCAGCAGUUACUUUUUCAUUUUUAUUCAACAGAUUCCUCGCUGUAAAAUCUUAACAUGUAAAUCAAUGUUCAUGUUCCAGGGGAGAAGGGCAUGAAAUAUAACUAUUUUGAUCUUCUUCUUACUUGUGUGCUUGAACUGCAGCGGUGGAAUGUAACUGAGUACAUUUACUCCAGUACUGUACUUGAGUCCAAAUGUUGAGG